AUGACCAAGAUCGCUAGUGUCGAGAUUGACACGCCCGCCAACAAGGGCGAGACAAAGAUCAGGCGCUCUUACCGGGCGCCUGAUCGUAUGCUCGAACGUCCCGCCGAUGGCAUCGAGACUAUGGCCGAUGUCUUCCUUACCGCCAAGAAGCGCUUCCCCAACAAGCCCAUCAUGGGCUGGCGAGACGUGAUCCGAAUGCACGACGAGCAGAAGGAAGUUUCCAAGACCGUCGACGGCAAAGAGGUCAAGGAGACAAAGACCUGGCAGUACUACGAGCUCUCGGACUACAAGUACAUCACCUACAACGAGUUUGAAGAGCGCAUUCAACACGCCUCGAGCGGUCUCGUCAACCUCGGUCUCUCCAAGCAGACCCGCUUCAACAUUUACGCCGCUACCGCCAUCAACUGGCAAAAUAUGGCUCACGCCUGUUUCCGUCAGAGCAUCCCCUUCUGCACCGCUUACGAGACUCUCGGCGAGGAAGGUCUUCAGCACUCGCUCAACGAGCCCGAGGUCGUUGGUGUCUUCACCAACGCAGAGCUGCUUCCCACCCUGGCCAACGUCAUCGACAAGGCAGAGACCGUAAAGUACGUCAUCUACGACGGCAAGCCCGACGACAAGCACCUCAGCAAGGUGCGCGACGCAGUAUCCGCUCGCCAGGGCAAGGUCGUCACCAUCGAAGAGCUCUGGGAGGAGGGCAAGGCCAACCCAGCCGAGGGUCACCUCCCGACUCGAGACGACGUCGCCUGCAUCAUGUACACGUCCGGUUCCACCGGCGCUCCCAAGGGUGUCAUCCUCACCCACGGCAACCUCGUCGCUUCCAUUGCAGCCGUAGAGGUCCACAUCGGCGACCUCCUCAAGCCCGACGACACCUUCCUCGCCUACCUUCCGCUCGCCCACAUUCUCGAAUUCAUCGUCGAGUGCGCUUUAAUCUACGUCGGUGUCACCAUGGGCUACGGAAAGGUCAAGACGCUCACCCAGCAGGCCGUUCGAAAGUGUGAUGGAGACAUCAAGGCCUUCAAGCCCAGUAUCAUGAUCGGCGUUCCCGCCGUGUGGGAGCUCAUUCGAAAGGGUAUCGUGGCCAAGGUCAAUGCCGGCGGUGCGGUCAAGAAGUCGGUCUUCAACGGUGCCUUGACCAUCAAGAAGAACAAGAUUCCUCUUCUCACCUCUGCAGUCGAUUCGGUCGUCUUCAAGGCCGUCAGGGACCAGACCGGUGGACGCAUGCGCCUUGCACUUUCGGGCGGUGCGGCUCUUUCCAAGGAGACGCAGGAGUUCCUCACCACCGCCCUCGUCACCAUCUUGCAGGGUUACGGUCUCACCGAGUCGUGUGGUAUGACUGCCAUUCUUCAUCCCGAAUUCUACUCGUACGGUCCUUCGGGCGGUAUCGUGCCUGCCAUCGAGGCCAAGCUUCGCGACGUACCCGAUGCCGGCUACUUUUCGACCAACAACCCUCCUCAGGGUGAGGUGCUCAUUCGCGGUCCCUCCAUCACCAAGGGCUACUUCAAGCGCGACGACGUCAACAAGGAGUCCUUCGAAGACGGCUGGUUCCUCACCGGUGACGUCGGGCAGUGGAACGCGGACGGUACGCUUCAGAUCAUCGACCGCAAGAAGAACCUCGUCAAGCUGUCUGGUGGUGAGUACAUCGCCAUCGAGCGCCUCGAGAGCACGUACAAGUCGUCGAACCUCGUCUCCAACAUCUGCGUCCACGCCAGCAGCGAUGCCAAGCAGCCCAUGGGCAUCAUCUUCCCGCGCGAGGACAACCUCACCGCAGCGGUCAAGAAGGCCGGCAUCAACGGCGGAGACCUCGAAGAGCUCUGCAAGAACAAGGAGGUCGCCAAGCUCGUCAGGGACGACGUCAACCAGGCAGGCAAGAAGGCAGGCUUCAAGAACCUCGAGAUGCUCCAGACCGUGCUGCUCGUUCACGAGGAGCUGGCCAUGACGGCAGCGCAGAAGCUGUCCAGGAAGGACAUCAUCAAGAAGUACGAGGACCAGAUCAAGAAGAUCUACAUGUGA
This is a messenger RNA of Pseudozyma hubeiensis SY62, 2010 nucleotides long. RefSeq names its product potential long chain fatty acyl-CoA synthetase. The record is from RefSeq and is a predicted model, not a curated record. Gene Ontology annotation, cellular component: lipid droplet; plasma membrane; endoplasmic reticulum. Gene Ontology annotation, molecular function: long-chain fatty acid-CoA ligase activity. Lineage: Eukaryota; Fungi; Basidiomycota; Ustilaginomycetes; Ustilaginales; Ustilaginaceae. The transcript is spliced from 2 exons. Gene Ontology annotation, biological process: long-chain fatty acid metabolic process; long-chain fatty-acyl-CoA metabolic process. Bases 1 to 2010 code for a protein of 669 amino acids.